AAAUCGAAUUAAGAAGGGUGUUAAAGAGAACAUUGGAAACCGAAGAUAGAGAGUCAUAGAAAUCAGUGCCCUCUGACACAAUUUCCAUGCAUACAAUACAGUACAUAACUGAACCACAGAUAUAGCGCCAGCCAGGUCAGAUUAGGUGGCGCAUUCUUUUUGCAUGACAAGCAACCCCAAUUACUCAUCAGGAGUUACAAAAGAAAAUAAGAGAACCCACAUUCCAUUCUCAAUGCAUGAAUGUUCCUUUUAAGGACUAAACAAAAACAAGAAUUCCUUCACAAUCACAUAUAGCAUCACCUCUCUAGAGAGAUGGGUUACAACAAAGGGUUGAACAAUGGAGGGAGUACUCAUAGAGGAAAACCAUAUGUGUUGAUAUUACUUAUGACAUUUGGGGCUGCAUUGCUUGCUGUGAUGGUGCUUCACAGGUUUAGAGAGAGACGCAUCUACAAUCUUCUUCUCAAUCAGAAAGAUCAUCAGCUUCUUGCUCUUCAGCUUCUCUUGCAGAAGGAAAGAGAACAUGCCAAAGAGUUGAGUAGGAAGAACGAAGAGAUAAAAGUGAAAAUAUACGCCUUGAGUAGUCAAAAGAUGGAGCUUGCUAGAACAAUUCUGGAAAUGAAAUCGACCGUGGAUAUACUCAAAGAUGAGCAGAAAUUGAUAGAAUCCGCGUUUGAGGAGAAGCAGAAUGAGCUCAGAAUGAUGCAGGAAAAUGGGAGAAAUUUGGUGAAAGGAGGAUCUGAAAGAAUAGCUUUAAGAGACAAACUUAAGCAGAAGGAAGCAGAGACAGAGGACUUAAAGCACCGUCUUGAAACCUCAGUUAACCGAGUAAGCAUCGAUGAUCAUCCAACCAUAUUAGAUCAAAUUGUGGUAGCAAAUCGAGCAAUGGAAAUACAGAAUAGAACUCAGAAUGAUAAUCCAGAAAAAGAUGAAAAGUCGCGCGACUCUUCGAAAGAUGGAGAGGUUACAGCUGAAAUAAAAGACAAAAUUAGGACUAAUGAGGAGCUAGGAAAGAAAAAUGAAGACCCUCAUCAAGAUGAUGGUAGUGCAGGUGCAAAUGCAAAAGAUAUUGAAGCUGGAGUGGUGGAGGAUAGAGGGAAGAAAGCAAUCAGAGAAGAGAGUCAAGGACAAUUACAGAGUAUUGUAGAUGGUGGAAGACAUGAUUUCAAUGCGAAACAAUUAUCGGGUAUGAAGAGGAAACAUGGCCAUUUAAGUAGAACAAAGGGGAGGCGAUGGAGAACUGUUGUCAAGAAUAAGUUGAUGGAGAACAAUGGGAUUUUUGAAAGUCAUGAAGAGGUAAACAUGGGAGAUAGAAAGGUUUAUAGAGAGGAAAAGGAUGGAACAGUUGGAAGAAACUCUGAUGAGAAAAAAAUCACAAGAGAGGAUGAGGGAACAGACGGUAAUAAUCAAAGAGAAGCUGAAUCAGUGGCCGAAUUGUUGAAGAUUGAAAACUAUGAUAAUGAAGAAGAUGGCAUUAGCAAUAAUACAACAGUGGAUAAGACUAAUAACCAGGUGAUAGAAGAGCGUGAAGACAGUUCUGUCCAGCAAAACUGGAGUGGAAGACGUAUUAAUAAUUCUGGAGAAACAAAAUCCAAAAUCUUCAAUGAAGAGCAUGAAGAAUUGGAGGUUUCUGGUGUACAAAAGCAAGACAAAGAUGCUAUUGAUGGUGAUGACGACGACAAAGAGGAUAAUAAGGAUGAUUUCUUGAACGAAUCCCACCGUGAAUUUGAGGAUGAAAACGAGAAAGAAGAAUACAAGGAGGAAAUAGACGAGUCAGAGUUUCAGUUUGGUUUGUGAUUAAACCAUGUUUAGUAUGUCCAUCUACAAUAGUACUCCUAUGGUGUGUGUUUGGUGGUUUUGAAAAUAUUUUAAAUUACUGACUAAAUAGUGUAUUAGUGUGAUCGUAGGAAUUUUCUGUGUUUUAGUAGUAUCAGACAUUUCGUUCAUAUUUUAAUUGAUCUAUUUAUCGACUAAAGCUUUGCAGCAUUGUGUAACUUAUGGUAAGCUCUUACAAGUUAUGUCAAAAUGUCACUCACACCUCUAGUUUUGUCUUUUCCUAUCAGAAGAAGAAUUAGAAAAGACUUGUUUGUUGUCAUUUCCAUAUAUUCUCUCAAAGAAAAAGAAUAGAGUGUAUGAAUGUUCCUUCUUCUCUUCGCUCAUAAUAUAAUUUGUGAAUUUAUUUUAA
Cicer arietinum (chickpea) is the source of this 2182-nucleotide messenger RNA. RefSeq lists its product as uncharacterized. The record is from RefSeq and is a predicted model, not a curated record. Lineage: Eukaryota; Viridiplantae; Streptophyta; Magnoliopsida; Fabales; Fabaceae.